Molecule: messenger RNA, 4267 nt
Organism: Phlebotomus argentipes
Lineage: Eukaryota; Metazoa; Arthropoda; Insecta; Diptera; Psychodidae
Gene: NaPi-III
Product: sodium-dependent phosphate transporter 1-B
Exons: 7
Coding region: 1150-3129 (659 amino acids)
Biological process (GO): phosphate ion transmembrane transport
Cellular component (GO): membrane
Molecular function (GO): phosphate transmembrane transporter activity
Source: RefSeq, a predicted model, not a curated record
AAUUUAAUUCGAGAUCAGACAAGAAUCCUUUCUAUAAUCCUUUUCCUCCAAAGUAACCUACUUUGAAGAAUUUCCUGAAUUUGCAUAGAAUUUUUUUCGUGUAUUUGUAGAAGAGAAAAAGUGUUUCAAUCUCAUUCAUUUCAGUGAGAAAGAAACGUUUUUUGUGUACUUGCUCUGAUUGAUUGUUUGCCAUUUUAUCGAUUGAGUACUUUACAUUUAGCCUUGUAGUAUUUUUUUCUAACUUAAUUACACAUUAUAUUAUUUAGAUAGAGAGAGAAUAAGUGAAAAAGACACACAUUGACGUCGGAGCGUGUGUGCCAUUUUCCUUAUUUGGCAAAAGUAUCUCAAUUUCCGAAUUUUUGAAGGAAAAUAUCUCAUUUUUUACACGACAAAAAUACAAGAAAAUCUUAAUUUAUUAAUUUAUUGAUAAAUUAGGGUACAAGUGACCCACUUUAGAUCAGUUUAGAGGGGAGAGAAUUUUUCUAGGAAAAAAAAAUCUAAGAAUGGCUGUCUAUUCAAAACACUACAUACCUGACAUCAUUAGGUUAAAACGCUAAAAAUGUUUGUCUAGAAACCUCUAGAGGUGUGAUAUAUUUUUGUUCUUAAUUUUUUUAGCGUCAAGAAAAUAGUAGAUUUCUCAACCACUAUUUUCCGAUUUUCUAAGUUGACAUAAAAAAACGUGAAGUUGUAAUUAAUCUAUCCAGUUUUUUCCCAUUGUUGUCAAGAAUUGUAUAAUUUUUCUUUCCAAACACUUCAGUCAAUUUGGUCCAAAUAUAACAAAAAAAAAGAUUUUCUUGUGGAGGCAGAAUUUGUAUUUCUUCAACUUACGUAGAGUGUUGUAAAAGAGGCAUUAGAUUUAUUUGUACAACUACUACAGCUGUCAUUUGAGAAAGAAAAAGAGAGAGAGAAACUCAAGUAUUUGAUCCAUUAGCAAUUUUCCUAUUAUCCUUCCACAAUCCAACAACUUGUCCUGAAAAAAGCAAACAUCCAACAACAAAAGCCUUCUGAUUCUCAACCAUAGUGCAGAAGACUACGGCACAAGACCACACAAGCUAAGAGACAGAAAAAAGAGACUCUUAAGAGAAGAAUAUCCCGAAAAAAGAGGGAGAGUCGCAUUAAAAAAGAAAGGAGUAAAUCAGAGAAGCAAACAUGGAACCACUGAGUGUGGCAUUGCUGUGGCUGGUCAUCGUGGGCUUCGUGAUUGCCUUUGUCCUGGCAUUUGGAAUUGGCGCCAAUGAUGUUGCGAACUCGUUUGGCACCAGCGUUGGAUCCAAAGUUCUGACCCUCCGUCAGGCCUGCUGGCUGGCAACAGUGUGCGAAAUUUCGGGCGCAGUUCUAAUUGGCUACAAGGUGUCUGACACGGUGAGGAAAGGCAUUCUCGACGUGACCAUGUACGAGGGUGCGGAGAAGGAGCUGAUGUUUGGAUGCGUCGCUGCACUGACGAGCAGUGCUGUGUGGCUCCUUGUGGCAACAUUCCUUAAACUCCCCAUUUCCGGGACUCACAGCAUCGUGGGAUCGACAAUUGGCUUCAGUUUGGUGGCACGCGGCUUUCAAGGUAUCAACUGGGCAACAUUGGGCACCAUUGUUGCUUCCUGGUUUGUGUCGCCCGUGCUGAGUGGUCUGGUUAGUACGAGUCUCUUCUGGUUCAUGCGCAAGUUCAUUAUCACCGUGGAGAAUCCACUGAGAGCUGGCCUCUUGGCGCUUCCAAUCUUCUACGGACUCACUAUCUUCGUCAAUGUCUUCAGUAUCGUGCACGAUGGGCCCAAAUUGCUGUACAUGGACAACAUCCCCACAUGGUUGGCUGUUGUUGCGAGUAUUGCUGUGGGACUCCUUGUGGCCGUGAUCGUGCAAGUGUUUCUCGUUCCACUUCAGCGUCGUCGCAUUCUGGGCAUCCCGAAACCAUCAAAGAAGCCCGUCACUUUCACCUUUGGCGAUUCAGAUGACAAGAAGAAAUUCACCAUGCGUUUUUCUGUCCCCACAACAAUAGCUGAAUCCUCACCGGGUGGCAGUCCGAAGCGCGGCAAACGCCCACUGUAUCUCGUGUGUGAUGGCAAGCAAUUGCCCGCCAUCACAGAGACCACAGAGCUCGUUUCCCUCACGAAUGGCGGCUGCUCACCACAGCCCAAGAUCUUCUCUGACGCCAAUCUGAGCAAGCACUGCGACCUCAAUGGCUUCUCGAAGGGGACAGCCAAUGGCAACUACAAGAUCGAUCCCAGUAUCAUUAAGCGAGCGGAGAAUCUGCUGGGAAAGACCAGCUUGGACAACACGGAUCUCACCAUCACCAGUCUCAACUACAUUGAUGAGUACCAGAACGGCCUGUCCAAGAGCCCGCCCACGACAAAUGCGAUCAAGGAGCAGGAAAUGGUUGAUCUGUCACCUCAAAAGAAAGACUAUCUUGAGGUUGAAGGCGUUAAAGUUGAUCCCACGAAGAAGGAUCUGAGCACAGUGGAGAGCGGAGGAAGCCUCGAUCAUAUGAUUUCCACCACAAUCUCACCCAAUUCAAGUCGAGUCCCUCUGAUUGCUGGCGGCGCCAAUGCCGAAGAAGGUGGACCAAUCAAGGCGAAUGAGCCAAAGGACGUCUCUCAGCUAUUCUCGUACCUUCAAGUUCUCACGGCCACAUUCGGAAGUUUUGCCCACGGAGGAAAUGACGUGAGCAAUGCCAUUGGACCCCUCAUUGGCCUCUAUUUGAUCUACAAGGAUGGCUCAGCACUGCAGCACUCCGAAACGCCCCUCUGGCUUCUCGUCUAUGGUGGCGUGGGCAUUGCUGCGGGAUUGUGGAUUUGGGGACGUCGUGUUAUUCAGACCGUUGGAAAUGAUUUGACUAAAAUCACGCCGACAACGGGCUUCACCAUUGAAAUUGGAGCCGCCCUGACGGUGCUGCUGGCGAGCAAGAUUGGCCUUCCCAUCUCCACGACACACUGCAAAGUGGGUUCUGUGGUGUUUGUCGGCUAUGCCAACACGUCCAACUCGUGCCGAACACCCACAGCGGAUGAUGAGGGCGCAGCCAGGGAGAAGGCGGUGGACUGGAGUCUGUUCCGGAACAUCGUGUACGCCUGGGUGAUCACCGUUCCCAUUGCCGCUGCCCUCAGUGCUGGCCUUAUGUUUCUGCUCGUGACGACAUUGCUGUGAAGUGGCGGAGGCGCAGAGAGAUGAGCUGAGCUGACAUUUCAAUCGUCUAAUGAGCGCGCAGGAGAGAGAAUGAGAACUAAUGAUAUUUAACUUAAUGCCUAUUAAGCGCAAAAACAAUUACUUAAAAACUUUGUUUUCGAAGAUAGUCAUCCGCAGUUUGUGUGGAUGUCUCACAAUAUACUUUAGAUGGAUUGAGAGUGCAGGGGAGAUAGAGAGUAUCGGCAGCAGAGCGCGGCAUUUGUUCGACAAGAAGCAAAAGACAAGAACGAUGCAGCAUCAAAUGGUUUCUUUCAAUUUUUAUACUUAAUCUAUUAACACGUAAAGAAAAUAUUUGUUUAUUGUACAAUUAAGACCACUUAAUUUAAUCGCUGUGCGAAACAUUUUGAGACAGUAAAUAAAUUAAAAAAAAAAAAGUUUUGUGUUAGAAAAAUUACAAAAAUGAAUGUGAGCUGAAAUUUUGCCAAUUCUAACACACAUGCAUUUUAGAACGCUCCGUCGUAGUUAGACAUUUUUUCUUUGAUCAAGGAUAAGAUAGUGCUUAUCAAUCAUUUUUUCUUUCACAUAUUAUCCCAGUGGUAGAAGUGAAUUUAAAUUAAUCUUCAAAAUGAAGAAUUUCUGUAGUGACGCUAAAAGUGAUAUAUAAAUUCGUAUUGAACAAACAAACUAAAAUUGAAGCAAAAAAGAAAACCUCUCUCACGAAAGACAGAAUUUUAAGUGAAAUUGAAAGGAAGAAAAAAAAUUGUUGCUGAUUAAUUUCUCUGUCUUUCUCAUGAUUCGCGUACGAUUUGUUUUCUACUCUAAGGAUUCCUCUAUGUUGAUGCCUAUAAUACUUUGUCAUAUAUAGAAAAAAAAAGAAUAAAAUGAUACUGUAGUAGAGUAUACAAGAAAAACAAUGUAGUGAGUGAAGAAAAAAGAAUGCAUCAAUGCUCUUGAGAAGUAAUAAAAAAGAAUACAUUUUACAAGGAAUUACCAUCAAAUUGAAUGUUGACAGAGUCUACAAUAUAUUUUUAUAUGUCUCUAAUUCCUCAUUGAAAAAAAACAUCCAAACAAUUUCUUAAAUAAUUUCCCCCGACAAGAGAAGAAAGUAGAACACAUCUACAAAAAAGAUCCUUUCAAAAAUAAAACAAUUACAACUGAA